This is a messenger RNA of Hypanus sabinus (Atlantic stingray), 1965 nucleotides long. Its product is annotated as zinc finger protein 623-like. Gene Ontology annotation, biological process: regulation of transcription by RNA polymerase II. NCBI's taxonomy places the organism in Eukaryota, Metazoa, Chordata, Chondrichthyes, Myliobatiformes, Dasyatidae. The record is from RefSeq and is a predicted model, not a curated record. The coding region runs from base 523 to 1140 and encodes 205 amino acids. Gene Ontology annotation, molecular function: DNA-binding transcription factor activity; RNA polymerase II cis-regulatory region sequence-specific DNA binding. The transcript is spliced from 2 exons.
AAAAAUUUCGCCGUCGUUGAGGCACCGAUGAAAUGCGCAGGCGUCAGGCUGAGGACGACACCGAGUAUCACGCAUGCGCGCAGUACACUGAAGGCCUUGAAAAUGUCGGAUGGAGGUUAAAAAUUGCAAGGAAUUUGAGUAUGGGAAUCUCGAACACAACACAGCAGUUUUGCUGUCUCUGUCCAGAUAUUUAAGAAGUGGAGCUGGGGUUUCAGUCAAUCAUCCUUCCUGCUUAGACUGUCAGGAGGGAUUCACUCGAUCAUCUGACCAACUGGCAUGCCCGUUAGUUUACAUGGAGGGGAGCCCAUUCAUCUUCUCAGACAGUGGGAAUGAAUUCACUCGGUCUUCUCAACUGAAGGUACAUUAGCAAGUUCACACUGGGCAAGGCCAUUCACCUGUUCUGUGUGUGAGAAGGGAUUCAGUUGGUCUUCCCACCUGUGGACACACCAGUCAGUUCACACCGGGCAGAGGCUGGUCAACUGCUGAAUUUGUGGGGAAGGAUUCACUCGGUCAUCUGACCUAAUGGCUCACCAGCGAGUUCACACUCGGGAGCGGCUGUUCACCUGCUCGGACUGUGGGAAACGAUUCACUCAGUCAUCUCAGUUACUGAGACACCAGUCAGUUCACACUGGGGACAGGCCAUUCACCUGCUCAGACUGUGGGAAAGGAUUCAUUUCAUCAUAUCAGUUACUGAGACACCAGUCAGUUCACACCGGAGUGUGGCUGUUCACCUGCUCAGACUGUGGGAAGCGAUUCACUGAAUUAUCUCCACUGAAGAUACAUCAGCGAGUUCACACCGGAGAGAGGCCAUUCAACUGCUCAGACUGUGGGAAGGGAUUCGCUCAGUCAUCUCAACUGAAGGUACACCAAAGAAUUCACACUGGGGAGAAGCUGUUCACCUGCUCAGACUGUGGCAAGGCAUUCACUUCAUCAGCUCACUUACUGAGACACCAGUCAGUUCACACUGGGGAGAGGCCAUUCACCUGCUCAGACUGUGGGAAGGGAUUCACUUCGUCAUCCCAUCUGAAGAUACAUCAGCAAGUUCACACUGGUGAGAGGUCGUUCACCUGCUCAGACUGUGGGAAAGGAUUCACUCAGUCAUCCAUCCUAAAGGCACACCAGCGCCUUCACACUGGGUAGAGACCGAUCUGCUCAGACUUUGGGAAAAGAUUCUCUCAGCCAAAUCAACCAGUGUGCAUCACUGAGUUCACACUGGGGAGAGGCCAUUCACCGGCUGUGAAUGUAGGGAGCGAUUCACUCAGUCAUCUAAUCUUAUGUAGCUCUCAGUUCUGCUGGCAGCUUAACAGAGGGGGUUAUAGCCUGCCCACCCCAGUCUGGCCAAACUGAAGAAUCUCGUUUGGGUGGAUACUGAGUGAUGUGUCCCCUUUCUGUGAACUGUCUCUUUAAAAUGCAAAGAGAACCGAGACUGACUUUGGACACGCUGUUGGAUUUCUGCAGAAGUGCUGGGUUGCUAUGGUGACCAGCUAAUGUUUAUGUUCUGUGUGGUUAAGCAAGGUCAGAAUGAUCCUUUACCGACACAGAACAAGCAAGCGACUUUUUACAGAGAGAGCGGGCGGAGCUAUGUGAUGGACAGCUGGUGUUCAGCACAACAGUAUUUAAACACACGUAACUGCUUUACUCGCAGGACACGCGGACGCACGAAGGCUAGUGGUGAAAGUUUCUGCUAGUUGGACUUUCUUGUACCCACAAGGGUGGGAUCUGAGGAUCGAUAAAGAAGAAUCGAUCUGUGGCUGUUAGUGCAUGUAAGAGCGACCCUGUGGGAUCUACCGGUGAGUCUAACCCUUGCCUGGGUUGGUAGACUUUCUCUUGAAGAAGGUGCUCUUGAGUUGGUCACGUCUGGCUAACUUGGAAGAUUUAAUGGGCAUUGGAAAAGGUCGACAACACCUGUUUACUUGGAUUACAUCUCCCUCACCCUCGCCCUCUCCUUCCCUCCCUCCCUCCCCC